Dioscorea cayenensis subsp. rotundata (Guinea yam) is the source of this 932-nucleotide messenger RNA. Its product is annotated as protein cornichon homolog 1-like. The transcript is spliced from 5 exons. The record is from RefSeq and is a predicted model, not a curated record. Lineage: Eukaryota; Viridiplantae; Streptophyta; Magnoliopsida; Dioscoreales; Dioscoreaceae. Gene Ontology annotation, biological process: vesicle-mediated transport. Bases 79 to 528 code for a protein of 149 amino acids.
GUUGCUGGUGAGCAUCGGAGCUGACCUUGUUUUGAAUCACUAGCACUCCCUAAACCCUCGCUUUGCUUCUCUUCGGAGAUGGCGUGGGAGCUCAUCCUGUGGCUCUUCUCCUUCGUCGUCGUCAUCUCCCUCGUCGCAUUGACUGCUUACCAGCUUAUUUGCUUGUCUGACUUGGAGUUUGACUAUAUCAACCCAUAUGACACAUCAUCUCGUAUCAAUGCUGUCGUAAUUCCAGAAUUUGUGGUUCAAGGAACAUUAUGCACAAUUUUUCUCCUGACAUGGCAUUGGUUUCCAUUUCUAAUGAUGGCACCAGUCACUUACUACCAUUUUAAGUUAUUUACAAGUGGGAGACAUCUGAUUGAUGUAACAGAGGUCUUCAGACAGCUAAAUGGAGAGAAAAAGUACAGGAUGAUCAAGCUUGGCUUCUAUUUCUGUUUAUUCCUUAUAGUAAUUUACAGGCUGGUCAUGACAGCGAUUGUUGUAUUGAUUGAUGAGGAUGAUCAUCCACUGGAUUCUGGGAGCUUUUGAAACAUUUGACUGGGUUUGAUAUUUAUCUCAGGAUACAACUGCAUAUGAUUUCUCAGGUAGGUCUUGGCAACCCCGCAAAAUCAACAAAACAAGUGCCCUAAUGUUGGUUUGUACAACUAUAACAAUCUCACAUGAAUGAUGAAACCAAAUGGGUCAAGUUCACUUCUAAAGCCAAACCACAAGCACUUGUUUUUCUCUUCUGCAGACUCCCUAUUUUGCCUAAUCCUUCAUCAAGAGGUCAGUGUGUUUUCAUAUAAAAUCAGAUUCUGGUGAUGAAGCAUUCUACUUCUGUAAUAUAUUACACUGAUAAUUUCUGUAUCACAUCCAUUGAUCUCAAAUUCAGUUUCCUGCUACUCCUUGUUGAACUUUUGAAUUGUGAAUUUACUUAGAUUUGAGUUGUUGUA